GGGUUCAGUGCCCCUUUAAGGUUUACUUGUAAAGAAAGACAUUAGCAAUCAGUAAGACGUGAUGUGCUUGAUUAACAAUACGGCUACUAGUCCUGCACUUAUGACCUGCUCGGGGUGACACUCACUAUUGCUCCCUUUAUGUCACUUACAGCUACAGCAGCGCCCUCGGGUGUCCGCUGCUAAACAGGUGAGUACCUGGAUAUCAAUCAACCACGUGAAAGCGCACAGCCCCCGACAGCCAACCACGUGACAGCAUACGUACCAAAACAUAAGCAGACACCGAGCGCAUAGCUUUGACGUCAUCAUAACGCGGCCAAAUCCACCACGUGAUGGCUGCAGUGAAAUGACAUCUCUGGGAGCCAUGACGACAGUUCAGCGUCGCUACGGAGGCCUCAGUGACCCGUAAUGAACAAAGAAAAGCCGGAAAUCUCUGCUACUGAAAACCCAUCCAGAAGAAAUGAAAUGAGAGAGAUUUUCUUAUUAGGAUGAUUUCCAGGUACAAAAGGAAGCCAGUAUCACAGCAUCAGCAAAUAAAUCAGAAUGUUGGAAAAUCUUCAAGAAAUCAUCCUCUGCCAGAGAAAGCUGAUGUAUUCCUGACACCAAUCUCCAAUGAGCAGCAUGACACAGCUUCCCCGUGCAGAAGUGAGCCGGACCUUUCAGGAAGUUCAAAUGACACCCAAGACGACACAAAAGAUUCAUGGUCAGAGCUGCAGAGCUGCGCAGGAUUGUCUACAGAGAACAGCUCCGUUAUAUCCUGGGGCUUUGAUGAGUUUGACCAGGCCGCCACACGACAGGUACAGAGGAUUUUCAAGCAGAUUGACGAACUUCUGUACGAAAAGAAAGACAGUGCGUUAGUGACCGGUCUGCAGGAUGAGUGCAAGCAGUGGGUGUCUCGCUUCCCACACUUACGAAUACAAGGGAAGCAGAUGGUGGCGCCCUCGGAUGACGGGUACAGCUGGUAUUCCACUUCCCCGUGUGUGGAUUUAGGCUGCGUACAGCUCAGUGCUAUAAAGGAUCCCAGUGAACUAGGAAUUGUCGGCACAAGGUUCCCAACUUCUAUUCCAAAUGAUCUGAAACACACUGAGCUCCCCAGCACUCGCUGCUACUUUUCCUUGGGGAGUGAGGAAGAAGAGGGAGCUGAUAUGGGGGUGAUUGUGUCAGACGGUGUUAUGGAGGAGUAUUUGGCAUUUGACAGCAGAGACAAGGAUGAUGAGCAGUUUGAGUGGUCAAGAGCAUUUUCCCAGGGCAGCCUGAGGAUGGGUUACCCCCCUAUUUCACCCAAGUACUCCAGGAAGGAGGCGAUUCUGUCGCACCUGUUUGAUGACGUAUGGAGAGAUCUGGUGGGUUGCUUAGAGCAGCUGAUACGCAGGUACUGGGAAGAGUCUGUUUCAGAUGACAUCAGACAUGAGACCACAAUUCCAAUAACCAAAGUGGAACCUAUUAACCCAUAUUCGCCUCUCCAGCGAUUUCCAUUUGUGUUGCCCCCAGUUCCUAAUUCCAAGAUUUCUCCCAUCUCCCCCAAUAUGCCCAGGAGGAAAAACAAACAGACUGGCAAACCCUCUCACAACAAUCAGUCUCCAAGUGGAACUAUAGUCAGUCCCAGACAUUUGAAUGACUUAAUGGUGAUUCAUGGAAUCCCGUUACAGCAAAGAAACCUUCCUCUAAUGGACAGAGUUCUAGAAUCUGGUGACAAAUCACCUCUGAGACCCACAUCAGCUGCCCUUAUCUCUGGCAAAUCCCGGCAAGGCCGCUCAUUAGAGCACAGCACAGCUUCACUGUCACAUAAUGUUCCAUCUGCCAGAAGACGCAACCCCCCUCGUACCUUACACCCCAUUAACAACAAUCCUUCCAGGUCUGCAACACCAAAAAUAGAGGAAAUCAUCAGAGGAACAAGAAUGUCAACUGCAAGUGACCAACUACCAGGUUCUCCUGUGCCAUUUAAUCGUAACAGUCUCCUCCCACCAAUUGCUGCUUCUGAUCCAGAGCAUCCGCAAACAUCACAGAGACGAACGAGAUCUCGAUGUAAUUCUGGCCGUGUGUGCAGUGCUACAGCUACACAGGAGAAACCAAACUUGCCUGACUGUAGCUCCAGGCCCAGCACAACAAACAUGCUUUGGCCUGACACACCACUGGGCCGAUCAUUUGUAACGCCUGAUCACAUCCGAAACAGAAGAGGCUCUGAUGGCACUGAGUCCCUCAGUAUUGCCGUCACCGGUAUCAGUUUAGGAGCAGCGACUUUCUCUCGUGACAGUUCUAGUCAGUGGGGAUAUUCGGUCAAUGAAACCGCAGAAAAAGGAGAUCAUUCACCAGGUGCCCCUCUGCACUUAUUAAUGAAACCUCGUGGAGGAUCUCUGACAAGAAGCAAACAAGGACUGUAGUCUGGUUUAAAGCCAUAUCAUACUUACCUUACUUUGUGAUGCUGCAAUCUGAUAAAUUCAACAGAUCAUUUACAAAACAUCUUUAAAUAUGUGACUUUCCAGAG
Bombina bombina (fire-bellied toad) is the source of this 2482-nucleotide messenger RNA. RefSeq names its product family with sequence similarity 149 member B1 (gene FAM149B1). The transcript is spliced from 17 exons. NCBI's taxonomy places the organism in Eukaryota, Metazoa, Chordata, Amphibia, Anura, Bombinatoridae. Bases 486 to 2378 code for a protein of 630 amino acids. The record is from RefSeq and is a predicted model, not a curated record. Gene Ontology annotation, biological process: protein localization to cilium; cilium assembly.